Messenger RNA from Plenodomus lingam JN3, 1368 nucleotides. The record is from RefSeq and is a predicted model, not a curated record. Lineage: Eukaryota; Fungi; Ascomycota; Dothideomycetes; Pleosporales; Leptosphaeriaceae.
AUGUUCUUUAGGCUGGUCAAGAUUACCAUGAGGGUAUUCGAGGGUCACUGCGACUUUACCUCCUUCAGUUCGGUUACCUCCAGCAUUCCGAAGGUUAUCCUUUUCAUGAUGUCGACAACACGCCCUAUAACUCCACCACUUCUAGAGAAUCGUGCACAAUUUAUCAAUGAAUUUCAGACUUCAUUCACGGCAUUUUCGAACCUCGUCAAAGAAGGCAGCGUGAUUACCGGCCCUCAGAAUACACAAGUGCCGCCAUCUCCGGGUGCCACGACCUUCACGACCUCAGAUCAUGGCUUGGAUCAAGCUACAACAAAACUGCGAGCCAACACGGGAGCUGGAAUCAAGCACACUCGUGCGGAGCAGCGCAGACCAUUCCGGUUCUUGGCGUUGCCAGGUGAGAUACGAAACUUGAUCUAUGAUCAUACUCAAGAUGAUACAAGACAGGCACUGCUUGUGCACCGCCCUCGACUGGCAUCGCUCCGUUCUCGCACCCGGGUCGACCGGUCCCGUCCGCUAGCAUCGGAGGUCGCAGGCCACGAGCACGAUAAGCAACUUGAGCUCGUCAAAUCAUUUCGAUCGAUGCAUACGAAGAAAAAUACAGGCGGUCUAUCUAGAGAGUCUCACCGUCCGUUCUUUGGCCUCACGCAGGUGUGCAAGGCCAUUCGCCAAGAGUUCAGACCUAUCUACCUACGAUACCAGGAGAUUGGUAUGGACCUCACUGAGAUUGUCAAGUAUCUGAGAACCUUCUACGCCGAUGCACCGCAAAAGUUGGCUACCAUUGCAGCCCCUGGAGUUCGGAAGCAAGAUCUGUCAUACACUGGCAACCUCACCAUCGCCGUCAGUGACAGGCCGAAUAUGAUGGAGCGUGGUGCUCACGGAAUUGACAUCUUCCCCCUUUUGGACAUUUGGGCUAACAGUUGGAAGAUCGAGGCCGGAUUUGGUCGCUACAUGAAAGCUCGCUAUUAUCCCGAGGCGGAUGGCGAAGCCAAAGAUCUUUACCGUCUCUUUGGCCGCAGGGUCCUACCUACCCGAUCAUGCUCCGACAUGAACACACUGUGGCGCACUAUUCUGCGUACUCGUGCUGUUGCAGCAGUCUUCGUUCACCGUGCACCAACAAGUCCUCUUGCUCUCAGCACAGAACCUACUAGGGCUUUGCCUCAACUUGCACAGCGUCGUGCUGCACAGCAUCCUCUUGCAGGCAAUGGGGCUUACAUCCACAUCGUCUUCAAGAAGGACACUGCUGAACCUUGGAUGACCAGCUUCGAAUCAGACAUCCCCACUGGCUGGCUGGCGGAUCGCGGCUUCUACAACAUGGACUUCUUUGAGAUGAGAGUUGGCGUUGAGGAAUCACAUGAACAUCAUCUCUAG